Molecule: messenger RNA, 2541 nt
Organism: Labeo rohita (rohu)
Lineage: Eukaryota; Metazoa; Chordata; Actinopteri; Cypriniformes; Cyprinidae
Product: CD48 antigen
Exons: 6
Coding region: 168-1049 (293 amino acids)
Source: RefSeq, a predicted model, not a curated record
GUCGGCUGUAGUCUGUGUGUGGUGUGUUCAAGUGUGACUUUUUGGUCCAGACGCAGCUGAUGCGAGGUCACAACAUCGCUGGCUUUCAUUGCCGCUAGUUCUUUGAAGUUGGCUUUGGCUUUUUUACUGUGAAAAGGUUCUGAACAUUUGCUGCAUUCAAAAGAGCAAUGAGCUGCCAAUACAAUUUCUUAUUUUUAUUCCUCUGUGGAUUUGCCGCGCUCACUGUCUCAGUAAAGACAUGUGGAAAAGAAAUACUAGAAGGAACAUCCUGCACCAUUAAGCUGAUAACGAAAAACAGUGAGAAACCUGAUGAAAUAGAAUGGUACCAUUUAACCAGUGAUACCAUCGUUCUUCUCUGGAAACGUGGGAAAAUCAAAAAAGUGGCUGAAGGUGUAUCUAAGGAAGAAGAUGGAUCAUUAACAUUUAAAAGUGUUAGUCUGAAGGACACCGGCAAAUAUAAAUACAAAGCUUUUAAUAAUGAUGGUACAGAGAUUGGUACUGGAGAAGAGGAAAUUCAGGUUUAUAUAAAGGCUCCUAAACCUACUGUGACAUUUGACUGUGAUGCUGAUAGCAACGCUACUCUCACCUGUGACACUGGAAACCGUACAGAUCUGACCCUAUUCUGGUAUAUAGACACAAUCGUCCAGAAUGAGACAAACCCUCAAAUGUUCCUGACAUUUACUCAGAUACAGAAGAAUCAAACAUACUCAUGCAGUGUAAGCAAUCCUGUCAGCAAUGAACAAAGUGAGAGUAUUCCAGUACUGUGUCAUACAGGUCAUACAGGUCCUACAGGUCCUACAGAACCUACAGGUUAUGACCCAGGUCCUGAUACAGAAGUUUCUGGCUCUAAAUUCAAUUUCAUGGUGAGCAUUUUAGCAGGUGGAGGAGCCUUUCUGCUGCUGCUAAGUGUUCUCAUAAUCUGUGCCUGUCGAAGCUGUAGACAACAAAAGAAGCACCAACAAGAUGAGGGAGAGCUGAGCGAUUCUUUCUACCAAAACAGAUCCAGAACAGAACACAGUGGAAACAUUUCACUGCAAAUGACAACCUGAGUGUUCAUACUUCUAUACAUAUAUCACCUUUUGAAUUUGGGUUUUUGUUUUAAAUAACAAGAUGUAGACAGAGAGAUUAAAUCUGUCAAUCACUCAUGAGUAUAUGUUAUUUCUGAGGGAGGGAAAAACUUUUUUAUUUCAUUUAAUUCAUUAAUGGUUAGAAUGUUUAUUUUGGGUCUUGAGCAAAUGAUCAGCUCAGAUGAUUAAAGGAAAGACAUUUCAAAUGAUUUAAAAUAUUAAACACAACAUGCAGUCUUACAGUGAAAAGGACUUAUAAACAGGAAAAGGAUGAUGAUAACAGUAGUGGUUGAAUGAAUGACAAUUGCAGUGAUAAUUCUUGUGUUUGAAUCUAAUGAAAAAUAAUAAUAAUAAUAAUCUUACGCCUAUAAAACAAAUUCAGUCCUGGAAAGCAAAUUUAAAUGAUCAGAAUUGGGUUAGUAAAUUACAUCUUGCAUUACUGAAUAAUCAGAAGAAAAACAUGUAGGGUACAACAGGUCUAAAGGCGCCCGGGGGUAAAAGACGCCUUUGAUAUUAUUCUCAUCUAAACCACUAGAUGUUACAAAAACGUGGUGUAGCACUUUCUAAAACAUUCACUUUUCAAGAUGCACGUGCAAAUUUGUCUGAUCCCUGACGCGAUCGCGGGCAGCAGCGUAAUUAAUUUUUCAGAAUAAGCAGUACAAACUUUGUUAAAGUGAUUGUUUUGAACAAGUAUUAAACAAACAAACAUUACUUCAGCUAAAGAGCUUAUAUCAAUACUGUGUGGAAAAAAAGGCCCCACUUGCCACCUCAUACAUUUAUAAGAUUUUAAAUCAAAAUAAACAACAAUGAUUUACUGUCGCACAAAACCUGUUGCUCCAUAAAUGAUUAAUACAAACAUAUUUUUUUUUUCUGCAAUUAUAUAUUUUAGAUGCACUGAAUGACACAUUUUUUCUUAAGGUGUGCCUUUGGCCCUGUUGUACCUGAUAUUUAUCUAGCUACAUACAGAUUUAUGGCACAUGGUGUUCCUCCACUGUUGUACCAUUCAACAUAUCUCUCUAAUAGAUCAAUCAUCAUGCAUACUCAAGAAGUGAGACCAGUGAUCCAGUCUGAGAUCCUCAAAUGCAAACUGUGUGUGUUGCUUCAAGAUUUAUAUUAUUCAUUCAUUCAUUUAUUGUUUAUAUUCCAUUUAAUAAUCAUUUAAGCCAUUUAUAUUCAUUUAAUUGAUUAGUCAUUUAUAUUAUACCAUUUUUUCUAUAUUAUUUUUCCAUUGCUGUUUAGUCUUAUGAUUGUGUGGUUUUAUGUGGCUGUCUUCAUGAAUAAGCGAUAAGAAAAUAACUUCAUUUCAAGGUUUUUAAUGUCACGGGCUGUUGUUGUGAAGAAGUAAUUUUCCAUUGCUUUAGUUUGUGGUAUAAUAACUCUUGUUGGAUAUGUGCUGGUCAGAUGAAGUCUGAGCACUGAAAUAUAUGCUAAAACUAAAGCUAAAACUAAAGCUUUUCAAUAAACUCAUUUUUCA